AUGAUAGCAACGCCGCAAGAAGUUGAGCAGUACAAGUCAGACACGAGCAGCCUAGCUCAAAUGAAAGCCGACGAGCUCUUUUAUUUCCCGGAUGGCGAGCGGUCACCGGAGAAUGAUGUGUUGUGGACAAAGCUCCACUGCGAGAGGCAGGCGCGCGUCGACGCGUACGAGGAGAAGUAUUUGCCUCGGAGGUCGUCUCCGAGGUUACAGAAGGAGCAUAGAGCAGAUUAUGUGCCGGCAAGGAACUUCGGUAGUAUGCUCGGUCUGCUGCCGCCGCAACAGCAAGCCGCGACGUGUCAGUCACGGCUCGUUGAUCAGGCUGUGCCGCUGCCGAAGCCAAAGCCGCGCGCGAACUUGAGCGAAUGGCGAGCUCAUGAGUUGUCGGAGUCUCCGUCACCACGCGCACCUGUAGACCUCGAGAGGUUUAGGGCGAAUGAGCCGGCGAAGCAGAAGCGCGUGAACUUGGAUGAGUUCAGGGCUCAUGAGCCGGCGGCGCGCACGCAAAAGCCAAAGCGCGUGAACUUGGAUGAGUUCAGGGCUCACGAGCCGGCAGCGCCCGCGCAGAAGCCAAAGCGUGUGGACUUGCGCGAGUUCAGGGCUCAUGAGCCAGCGGCGCGCACGCAAAAGCCAAAGCGUGUGAACUUGGAUGAGUUCAGGGCUCAUGAGCCAGCGGCGCCCGCGCAAAAGACAAAGCGCCUGAACUUGGAUGAGUUCAGGGCUCAUGAGCCAAAGGGCAAGCAAGACGUGGACAUGGGUGACGAGUUGGCGGCAUCGCCAACUCGGCAAGAUGAAGUGCCAGAGGAGUCGGGGGCGGCGGCAAAGGAGGAUGAUGUGGACAUCUUCAUGGACGAUGAGGACGAGUUGACGGCAUCGCCAACUCGGCAAGAGGACUCGGCGGCAUCGCCGAGUGCCGCACCUGUGACAGAGAAUUGGGGACGAGGAGAUGAGCCCGAGGAUCACGUCCUCUACUCAGGCGAAGAGAGUGAGCAUGAGGAUUGGAAUCCCGCCACCAAGAGGGUAGAGAAGAAAGGCGGAGAGUGA
Molecule: messenger RNA, 1041 nt
Organism: Parastagonospora nodorum SN15
Lineage: Eukaryota; Fungi; Ascomycota; Dothideomycetes; Pleosporales; Phaeosphaeriaceae
Exons: 1
Coding region: 1-1041 (346 amino acids)
Source: RefSeq, a predicted model, not a curated record